AUGCGGGCGUUUAUGUUUUUGUUCACCUUCUUCGCGUUUAUGCUAGUGUCUCCUAGCUUGGCCGUGAAUGUGGUUGGCUACGGUGCUAGAGGAGAUGGUAGAACGGACUCCACGGCGGCGUUCCACCGCGCUUGGGCGGCCGCAUGUCGUUCCGCUAGGCCGGCGGUGGUUUACGUGCCGCGGGGGUUGUUCUUGAUUCGGCCCGUUGCUUUUAACGGGCCUUGCCGGAGUAGAAUCACCUUCCGAAUCGACGGCACCCUCGUCGCUCCCCGCAACAUUUACGCCAUUGGCAAUUCCGAAUUCUGGAUUUUGUUUUAUAAGGUCAGUGGGCUCUCACUCCAGGGUGGAACCAUUGACGCUAGGGGCAAUGGUUUCUGGAAUUGUCGCACUAGAGGCCAAAACUGUCCACGUGGAUCAAGGUCAUUGACAAUAAUGCACUCGAACAACGUUGUUGUUAGCGGUUUAAGAUCAUUUAACAGUCAGACGAUUCACAUAGCAGUUGGACAUAGCAGGGACGUGAAGUUACAGAAUGUGAGAAUAAGAGCUCCAAGUGGAAGUCCCAACACAGAUGGUAUACACGUACAGAGCUCCAUGGGCGUUACAAUCACAGACAGUGUAAUAAAGACUGGAGAUGACUGCAUCUCAAUAGGCCCAGGCGCCAUGAAUUUGUGGAUACAAAGGAUUGGUUGCGGCCCGGGACACGGCAUCAGUAUCGGGAGUCUGGGCAACAGUCACAAUGAAGAAGGAGUGGAGAAUGUGACAGUGACAAACGUGGUCUUCAGCAGAACUCAAAAUGGGGUUAGGGUAAAGUCAUGGGGAAGGCCAAGCGGAGGGUACGCCAGAAAUCUCCAUUUUAGAAACAUAGUGAUGAGAUAUGUUGCAAACCCCAUCAUUAUAGACCAGCAAUACUGCCCCAAUGGCGGCUGUGCACGACAGAGUUCUGGGGUGAAAGUUAGUGAAGUGACAUACAAGAACAUAAAAGGGACGUCGUCGACGCAGGCGGCCAUGAAGUUUGAAUGCAGUGCGGCAAAUCCAUGCAGUGGAAUCAGACUGCAUAACAUAAGGCUGAGUUUCGUGGAUCGGUUGCGCAGGCCAACUUUGGCUUAUUGUAGAAAUGCAAAGGGAAGUCAUAGUGGCGUAGUCACUCCCAAAACUUGCUUUUCAUUUCACAAAACCAAAUUAAAUAUGUAA
Molecule: messenger RNA, 1191 nt
Organism: Ipomoea triloba (trilobed morning glory)
Lineage: Eukaryota; Viridiplantae; Streptophyta; Magnoliopsida; Solanales; Convolvulaceae
Product: polygalacturonase-like
Exons: 4
Coding region: 1-1191 (396 amino acids)
Biological process (GO): carbohydrate metabolic process
Molecular function (GO): polygalacturonase activity
Source: RefSeq, a predicted model, not a curated record